Messenger RNA from Dichomitus squalens LYAD-421 SS1, 321 nucleotides. RefSeq lists its product as uncharacterized. The transcript has a single exon. NCBI's taxonomy places the organism in Eukaryota, Fungi, Basidiomycota, Agaricomycetes, Polyporales, Polyporaceae. The record is from RefSeq and is a predicted model, not a curated record. The annotation marks the transcript as partial.
CGUGUUCUUCUUCUGUUUUCUUUCAAGGACAUAGAUGGUGUGGAGUAUUCUUGUGCUCUUGUCUCCUGGUUUCUGCCUACUUCUGAUCAUCCAUGUGAAGAGACAGGGAUGUGGAUAGUGGAACCUCAGGUGGAUGAGUUUGGACAUCAGACUGUGUCUGUUGUCCAUCUUGACUGCAUUCUACGGGCUGCACACCUUAUUGGUGUUGCUGGUAAAGAUCCUAUUCCCACUAGGCUAAAACAUACUGAUAGUUUAGAUGCAUUUACUGCCUUCUAUGUAAAUAAGUAUGCUGACCAUCAUGCACAUGAAAUUGCCUUCUAA